This is a messenger RNA of Nicotiana attenuata, 807 nucleotides long. RefSeq lists its product as uncharacterized. The record is from RefSeq and is a predicted model, not a curated record. Bases 1 to 807 code for a protein of 268 amino acids. NCBI's taxonomy places the organism in Eukaryota, Viridiplantae, Streptophyta, Magnoliopsida, Solanales, Solanaceae. The transcript is spliced from 4 exons.
AUGGGGAAGGAGGUUUUAGAGGCAAUCUUCCAGUUCUUUAAUAAAAAAAAGGAGUUCUACAAAGCUAUUAACACUCAUCCCCAAGCUAUGUUUGUUGAUUGGAUCAUGAUUUGUGUGAAGGCAAUUUCAUAUUCAAUCACUAUUAAUGGGAAGUCAACCAAACCCUUUGAAGCCAGGAAAGGAUUAAGGCACGAGGACCCUUUGUCCCCAUAUUUGUUUGUAUUGGUAAUGGGAUAUCUCAACAUGCAGCUAAAGACAUUAGCACAACAACUUAAUUUUAAAUUUCAUCCGAAAUGUGCUAAGUUAAAACUGAUUCAGCUGGGAUUUGCAGAUGACUUUCUUUUGUUCUGUAGGGGAGAUAUAAUUUAUGUGAAAAUGCUCUUUGACUGUCUUCAAAGCUUUUCAAUAGCUUCUGGACUAAUAGCAAAUUUAAGCAAAAGCUCAGUAUUUUUUCAGAUUUUUGUGUUGCCUAAGAAGGUGAUAAAACUUAUUGAAGCUAACUGUAGAAGAAUCUUGUGGACUGGAGGUGUCGAACUAUCCAAAAAAACUUUAUUGGCAUGGGAUAAAAUCUGUAUGCCUAGAUCUGCUGAUGGCCUAAAUAUACUUGACCUCUCUGUGUGGAAUAAAGCUGCAAUAUGCAAAUUAUUGUGGAAUCUUUGUCAGAAGAAAGACAAGCUAUGGGGUAUUAGCAGAGACCCUAUGUGCUGGGACGAGGAACUAAUGUGGGUUGUUCAAAAUGCAAGUGGAAAGAGCCCUGAAGCUGCAGUAUAUAGAAUAUUGUUAUCUGCAGCAGUUUACUAUAUGUGA